Molecule: messenger RNA, 3846 nt
Organism: Penaeus chinensis
Lineage: Eukaryota; Metazoa; Arthropoda; Malacostraca; Decapoda; Penaeidae
Gene: ttv
Product: exostosin-1-like
Exons: 8
Coding region: 465-2645 (726 amino acids)
Cellular component (GO): membrane
Molecular function (GO): glycosyltransferase activity
Source: RefSeq, a predicted model, not a curated record
AACCAGCGAGGGCGGAUCGGGAGGCGCAGCUGCUCGCAUUUCGCUCACUUGUCAAUCGCCCUGGAGAAAAACAUGUGAUCUGAUGCCGGGAUAAGUGUUUGCGAGGCUAGAUCUACCUGCGGCCACGUGCAAUAGUACCGUCGUUCUGUGAUAUGUGGAGGAAGUGUGGUAGAAGUGGCGUGUGUGUAAGGAGCACAAACACAACAUGACUCAGUGGGACUCGACUGGGUUUUGGGGCGACCUCCUCCUCACUCCUCAUUUAGGCGAGGUCCUCAUGAAGGAGGCAGCUGUCAGUCGGCAGGCCCUGAGGAGAACUGAGCCAGCCAGGUCCCGUGUCUUGUAGCCUGAAGGACGCUGCAGGAGGCCCGGGGCAGUGAGAGGCAGAGAGGGAGAAGGGAGAAGGGAUAUGGUGAUUUAAAAGGUUGACAUUUAAGUGUGAGAAAGUUUCAAGGAAGAUCUUUAGAAUGCAGGCCAAGAAACGGUACUUGCUCUUGUUCAGCUGCUGUGCUUUCCUCUCCUUCGGCUACUUUGGCUACCACCACUUCAAAAGCCAGCGGCAGAAUAGGUGGUAUCAGCAGUUGUCUAGUUAUUCGGACGACACAGACAUCCUUCACGAUGAGGACAUUUACCCCAAUCGAAAGUACAGGAGUCGAAGGACUUCGGUCGACAGGGAUGGCUUUGUGUCCUUCAGAGAGUGCCGCAUGGAAAACUGUUUUGAUUUCUCGCGCUGCACCAAGGAUUUCAAAGUGUACGUUUACCCCAUAGACGAUAAUGUGCCGCCAAGCAGCAGCUACAUGAAAGUGCUCAAUAUUAUACAGGAUUCUAAUUAUCAUACGUCAGACCCUAGUCAGGCUUGUGUUUUUGUGCUGAGUCUCGACACCCUAGACCGUGACACACUGAGUAAAGACUAUGUGCGUAACAUGCUGCCAAGAAUACAGCGUUUACCUCUGUGGAACAAUGGCCAAAAUCACAUCAUAUUUAACCUAUACUCUGGUACGUGGCCUGACUACGCAGAAGACCUGGGUUUUGAUGUUGGUAAGGCCAUACUAGCGAAAGCCAGCAUCUCCAUUGAGAACUUCCGCCAGGGGUUUGACAUAUCCCUCCCUCUGUUCCACAAAACGCACCCCGAGCGUGGUGGGGAAGAGGGCUUCCUAGAUUCCAAUAAAUUCCCGGGGACCAAGAAGUAUCUUUUAGCAUUCAAGGGGAAGCGCUAUGUGUAUGGGAUAGGGAGCGAGACACGGAACAGUCUCUACCACUUACACAACGAACGUGACAUUGUGUUGGUGACCACGUGCAAGCAUGGCGAGAGCUGGAAGGACCACAAGGAUGACAGAUGUGAUCAUGACAACGCUGAAUAUGACAGAUAUGACUACGAGGUGCUCCUACGGAACUCGACCUUCUGCCUGGUGCCCCGCGGACGCCGCCUCGGCUCCUUCAGGUUCCUGGAGGUGCUGCAAGCCGGCUGUGUGCCCGUCCUGCUGGCCAAUGGCUGGGAGCUGCCCUUCAGCGAGGUCAUCGACUGGAGCCGGUCCGCCCUCUGGGCCGACGAAAGGCUCCUGCUGCAGGUCCCCGACAUGGUCCGCUCCAUCAACGCCUCCCAGAUCCUGCAGAUGAGGCAGCAGACGCAGCUCAUGUGGAACCAGUACUUCUCUUCCAUCCAGAAGAUCGUCUUUUCUACGCUAGAGAUAGUUGCAGAUAGGGUAAGGAGGCACAGGGCGAGGUCUCUGGCCGUGUGGAACUCCUCCCCGGGGGCUCUGGCUGUCAACCUCACCUUCUCAGACUACUUGCCGCAUUUCCCUUUCUACUUAACGUCGCUGGGCAUAAGUCCUAGUCCAAGGUACACGGCAGUCAUCUCAGUCACGCACGGGGGCACAGGUCUAACCCAGACCACACCUUUGUACAAACUGGUCAAGAAUAUUGCCCGCAGCAAGUUUGUGGAAAAGAUAAUUGUGGUGUGGACCAGUAGCCAGGCGCCCCCCACGGAGAACCGAAUACCUGGAGGAAGUGUCCCAGUGCACAUAGUGGUGCCCCCCGACCGCUCAAUCUCAGCCCGUCAUCAGCCUCAUCCACUCAUCACAACUGAUGCAGUUUUCUCACUGGAUGAGGAUGUUACGUUAACCACUGAUGAACUGGACUUUGCCUUUACCGUUUGGCGGACUUUCCCUGAGCGGAUUGUUGGCUAUCCUGCCCGAUCUCACCACUGGGAUGAUGCCAAGGCUGGCUGGAGCUACACCAGCAGAUGGACCAAUUCGUACUCAAUGGUGCUGACUGGAGCAGCGGUCUAUCACCGUUACUGGCAACACGUGUACACUCACCAGUCAGCAUCCGGUCUCCUCUCCACUGUAUCCACUACUAAGAAUUGUGAUGAUAUACUCAUGAAUUUCCUUGUGUCAGCUGUGAUCCGCCGCCCGCCCAUCAAGCUCACCCAGCGGAAGCAAUACAAGGACUAUUCCUCCGAAGCAAGAUGGGUGUGGACGGACCCCAGUCACUUCCACCAGCGCAGCGUCUGCCUGAACACAUUUGCUUCUUUAUUAGGUCAUAUUCCACUAAAACAUUCUAACUUACGCCUCGAUCCUGUACUCUUCAAGGACAAGGUAUCCAUGCAAAGGAAAAAAUACAGACAGAUUGAAAAAAUAGGAAGCUAACAAUAGUAGCUAAUUAGGGAAUACUCGGUAUUUAUAUUGUUAAUAUUGUGCAUUUCUUUUUUUACUUUUUUUCAAGUGUCACUUAUAAGAGGUCAUAAAAAAGGUGUCUAGUUAAAACAGUGUGACUAAACUUUUCAUUAUCAAUUUCCUUAGCUUUGCAUAGACUUUUAUGAUACUUUGUUACCAUUUAAUUUUUUUUAAUCAGUGUGAUAGCUAGGGGAAGUUGUUCAAUGCAAUGUUCAUGAGUUAGUGUUAAUGUUAGAAGUUAAAAGUAGAUUCAUGGACUGAGCUCUGGUGCCCCAGAAAAUAAUAUGCUCUUUAAAAGAGCUUUGAUCCAUUCAGUUUUGGAAUGUAUAUCUAUGAACUUGACUGCAAGUAAGGAUAGCAUAGGACAUAUCAAAUGUGUGAUAUGGGUGAAGCUUGUUAUUAUUUUAUACAUGUUAAUAUUUAGGUUUUCACAACAAUAAUUUGUCACAAAAUGAAUACUGUAAUCAUGCAAUGUAUCAUAUCAUUAUUAUAUUUGGCAAACUUUUAAGAAAAUAUUAUUGAAUUACUUCGUCUGAUUAAGCAGACCAGUCUAAUGUGAGUCAGUAGACAUUUGUCUAUUUUUAAUUUGUCUCAAUAUUUGGUGGAAUAGUCAUGUUUUAUGUAGAGGGAGUCACUCAUAUUUAAUGGUGCCAUUUUAUUUUAGCUGCAUUUGUUAUUAUUAAUAAAGAUUAGUCAUAGUGAUUUUUAAGUUUCAGUCAGAAAAUUGUGCUCGUUUAAUUUCUUGGUUCAUUAUUGCAUACAAGAAGGAGUUGGAGCAAAAUACAUUGUGGCUUAGUGGAGGAUACAUGGCAUUCCUCAUAUACAACUGGUGGCUUCCAGCGACCAUCUUCCAGACCAUACGUUUAAAGUAACCUGGCGUGCCUAUAUCUCACACUAAAGCGGACAGGUCAGAUGUGUCGUGCAGUGGUCUCUGCUCCAGUCUUUCUAAAAGUUCCUGUAAACUGGUAGAGUAGAUGAGCUGAGCCUUGGGGUAAUGGAUUCUUGAAGAUGAGUCGUGAUUGAACUCGAGAAAGCCAUGUGGUAGAGACUGUUAUUACUAUUAUCAUGAUCAUUAUUUAUGAUUAUUAUUAUUAUUAUUAUUAUUAUUAUUAUUAUUAUUAUUAAUACUUUUAUUAUUAUUAUUAUUAUUGUUAUUAGUGUUAUCAGUAUGUUU